CAGACUAGAGAUUCAAACACUGGUUCGCUCACCAUGGCGGGAUGGAUCCAACGCAUCCAACCUAUGAUGUGGCGACUGAACUUUUGUGACUGGGGAACACACCUUCUCUACUUCAUCCUUAGAGGCGUUGCAGGCAAUGGCAAGCCAUUUUUCUUCAACUCGUGGUUCCCACUUGAUACAGAUGACAUCGCAUCUUACACACUGGUUAUCAUCAUGCAGGCUCUGGGUAGUGUCAUGAUUGGCACCACACUAUUCGCAGUAAUGGGUUUGUAUGUGACACUAGUGUCUGUUGGUUGCACCCAGCUGGAGAAGAUUCAAGCAGCACUGUUGGACAUUAAACAGCAUGAACCGUCUGAGAUGAACACACGCCUCGCGGAAUGUGUGACACAUCAUCAGUAUGUCCUCAGGUAUAUGAAGGAGCUGGAGAAAACCUUCAGCCCAGUGUUGUUUGGACCGUUCCUGUUGGUAGUAGCAGCACUGUGCUUCACGGCCUACACAGCCAUAACACUAGGUGGGAAGUUUGUUGAAUUUAUACAGAUCUUCAUUAUCACGGCCGCCAUGAUGUUUCAGAUACAAGCAGUCUGCUGGUUUGGCACCCAGCUCACACAACAGUCUGGCAGAGUGAGGGACGCAGCAUGGGACAGCGACUGGGUGGGGGCCCCUGUCUCCUUCCAGCGGUCCAUCAUAUUCAUGAUUUCCGUUUCCAAGGAAUUCAAGCUUACAGCCGGCAAGAUUAUUCCUGUGUAUCAGAGCACCGUCAUGACAGUCCUGAAUGAGACCUACACAUAUUUAAUGGUACUAGUGAACUUUGUGGACAAGUCAUCAAGAACUCAGUAAACAAGUAUAAAACAGCACCAUGUAGUAUGCCGUUAGAUUUAACACUCUUCAUUAUGGAACGCAAUAUGUACACUGCAGGAACGUUACAAUAAUUUAAAACAAAUUUACUGAUUCCAAAAUUUAUCGACGUUGUCUUAACAUAUUAAUAUCCGAAAGGAUGCUUUGUUUUGAAAUUAAUGUAAAGUGCCAUUAGUAAUAAAACACAUAGGGGAGGAAGUUAUUUCGUAACAUGCACUUUCAUGGUAGGUAGUCCUUAAAGCAAAAGUAAAUUAUGGAAUAAUUCUUUGUAUGCUAACACAAAGCUUUAUGCUUCAUGCCAUUGUGCAGUAAUAAUACUGACAUGCAAAUAAAUCAGAUAGAGAACGUCUCAUAUUACUAAUUAUUCGAUAGUUCUAAUCCUGAGCAUGGAAACAUAAGUAAGGUAGUAAAUUAAUCGUGUUCUAUUUACAAGUCUGUCACGGAUAAAUAACAAAACAUAUAUCAGUGCUUCUUUCAUGCAUUUUUAAUGUUUAAAUAUUCUU
Cryptotermes secundus is the source of this 1358-nucleotide messenger RNA. RefSeq names its product odorant receptor 83a-like. Gene Ontology annotation, biological process: sensory perception of smell; detection of chemical stimulus involved in sensory perception of smell. The record is from RefSeq and is a predicted model, not a curated record. Gene Ontology annotation, molecular function: olfactory receptor activity; odorant binding. Lineage: Eukaryota; Metazoa; Arthropoda; Insecta; Blattodea; Kalotermitidae. Bases 34 to 837 code for a protein of 267 amino acids. The transcript is spliced from 6 exons. Gene Ontology annotation, cellular component: plasma membrane.